Messenger RNA from Dichotomopilus funicola, 1863 nucleotides. Its product is annotated as laccase. The record is from RefSeq and is a predicted model, not a curated record. The transcript is spliced from 7 exons. Gene Ontology annotation, molecular function: oxidoreductase activity; copper ion binding. The coding region runs from base 1 to 1863 and encodes 620 amino acids. NCBI's taxonomy places the organism in Eukaryota, Fungi, Ascomycota, Sordariomycetes, Sordariales, Chaetomiaceae.
AUGAAGUCCAUCCUCGCCAGAGUGGCGCUCGUCGUUGGCAUACUAGCUUCCCGCGCGGUUGCCGCCCCUCCGUCGACUCCGGCGCAGCGAGACCUUCUCGUCCCUAUCGUCGACAGAGACGAAAGCGGUCUUGCUCCUCGGCAGUCUAGCUGCAACACUCCGAGUAACCGGGCUUGUUGGUCGAAUGGGUUUGAUAUUAACACGGACUAUGAAGUCAAAAGUCCUGACACUGGUGUUGUUCGGCCGUACACUUUUACCUUGACGGAGGUUGACAACUGGACUGGUCCUGAUGGUGUUGUCAAGGAGAAGGUUAUGUUGAUCAACAACAAGAUCAUUGGUCCGACCAUCUUUGCUGAUUGGGGUGAUACCAUCCAAGUCACUGUCAUCAACAAUCUCGAAACCAACGGCACCUCCAUCCACUGGCACGGCCUCCACCAAAAAGGAACCAACCUGCACGACGGCGCCAACGGCCUGACCGAAUGUCCCAUCCCACCUCAAGGCGGCCGCAAAGUCUACCGUUUCAAAGCCCAACAAUACGGCAGCAGCUGGUACCACUCUCACUUCUCCGCACAAUACGGCAACGGCGUAGUCGGCACAAUCCACAUCAACGGCCCGGCCUCGCUCCCCUACGACAUCGACCUGGGCGUGUUCCCGCUCAUGGACUACUACUACCGCACGGCCGACGAGCUAGUCGCCUUCACCCAAAACAACGGCGCGCCCUUCAGCGACAACGUCCUCUUCAACGGCUCCGCCAAACACCCAACCACUGGCGCAGGGCAGUACGCCAACGUCACGCUGACGCCGGGAAAACGCCACCGGCUGCGUAUCAUCAACACGUCGACUGAGAACCACUUCCAGGUUUCCUUGGUGGACCACAAGUUCACCAUCAUCGCGUCCGAUCUCGUCCCCGUGCAAGCACAAACUGUCGAUAGCCUAUUCCUAGCCGUCGGUCAGCGGUACGACGUCACCAUCGACGGAAACGCCGCGCCGGGGAAUUACUGGUUCAACGUGACCUUUGGCGGACAAGCAGCCUGCGGCGGGUCGUUGAAUCCGAACCCGGCGGCGAUUUUCCACUAUGCCGGUUCGUCGGGCGGGUUGCCGACGAAGCAAGGGGUUGUUCCUGUCGACCAUCAGUGUUUGGACUUGCCGAACUUGACGCCGGUGGUGCAGCGGACGGUACCGGUUAGUGGGUUCACGAAGAAGGCGGAUAACACGCUGACGGUGAACAUUGACUUGACCGGGACGCCGUUGUUUGUGUGGAAGGUGAAUGGGAGUGCGAUUAAUGUGGAUUGGAAUAAGCCGGUGUUGGAGUAUGUUAUGACGCAGAAUAACAGUAUUCCGCGGAGUGAGAAUAUCGUGCAGAUUGAUACUGCGGAUCAGUGGACAUAUUGGCUCAUCGAAAACGAUCCCAACGGACCGUUCAGUCUCCCUCACCCGAUGCACCUCCACGGCCACGACUUCCUCGUCCUCGGCCGUUCCCCCGACGUCCCCCCCGGCUCCAACCAACGCUUCACCUUCGACCCAACAGUCGACCUCCCCCGGCUCCGCGGAUCCAACCCCGUCCGUCGCGACGUAACCAUCCUGCCCGCAGGCGGCUGGCUCCUGCUAGCCUUCAAAUCCGACAACCCGGGCGCAUGGCUAUUCCACUGCCAUAUUGCCUGGCACGUGUCGGGAGGGUUGAGCGUGGAUUUCUUGGAGCGGCCGAAUGAUUUGCGGCAGCAGAUUACGCCGGGGGAUCGGGAUGAUUUUAAUCGGGUUUGUGAUGAGUGGCGGGCGUAUUGGCCGACGAAUCCGUUCCCGAAGGUGGAUUCGGGGCUGAGGCAUCGGUUUGUGGAGGAGAGUGAGUGGUUGGUGAAGGCGUGA